AAAGGCGUUUUUUUUUUUUCUUGGUCACUUGGCUGGAAAGUGCAUGUGAGUGAGAGAGGGUCCCUGCCCUGGAGGGGGAGAGGAGACAGGGAAAGUUAAAGGCAGAAGAAGCAGGAAAGCAGCUCAAAUUGUUAGAAAGGGAUAGAGGAGGAGGACACAAAAAGUUUGGAAGAGAUAGACGAGGAAUAAAAAAAAAAAAGGAAUCGAGAAGUAUCGCAAGAUUCUAGGGACAUUAGAGUAUAAAAGUUUGUUGCCUAGCCAAGAAACUUUUUGGGUUAAGAAAGUAAAUUUAAGGAACAAUUGGUGAGCCGGCUCAAGAGGUGGUGAACAGCGCAGGGCAGGGGUUAUGGAUAGGGAUCUUGGCCGAGAGAAGCCAGAGCCUAUUAACACCAUGCGGAUCUUGGAGACCCCAGAACUUGGCCAAAGCAGGAAGAACUUCAGCGUCAGUCACCUCUUGGACUUGGAAGAAGCAGCGGCCGCAGGGAUACAAGGAUCCAGGGAUCUUGGACCGCCACACGAGGAAGAGGACAAGGAGCCAAUGUCAGGGGGCAGCAGUGACAGUGAGGUGACAAUCCAAGAAGGCGGAAGCCCUAAUCUUAGCUGUACCAAAAACGCCAGGAAGAAGAAGCAAAGGAGGAACCGGACAACGUUUAACAGCAACCAGCUGCAGGCUCUAGAGAGGGUUUUCGAGAGAACCCACUACCCCGACGCCUUUGUACGAGAGGAUCUGGCGCGGAGGGUGAAUCUGAGCGAGGCUAGAGUACAGGUCUGGUUUCAAAACCGAAGAGCCAAGUUCCGCAGAAACGAGAGGGCGCUGCUGGCCAGCAGGACAUCUUCACUACUGAAAUCCUACAGCCCAGACACCAUGGUGGAGCAGCAAAUCACCCCCAGGCCGGCCACCCUGACACCGGACUACAUGUCUUGGAAUUCUAACAGCAACUUCGGCAAUGCCAGUUUGCCACCCUACAGCCCGACCACCACCGCCUCCACAACUAUGCCCACCCAAGGCGUGAACAUGGCAGACAGCAUCGCAAGCCUGCGCCUCAAAGCCAAGGAGUUUAACCUACACCAAAGCCAGGUGUCUACGGUGAACUGAGCCAAAGGCCGAGGGACUGAUGAUGACUUUGCCAGUGCCAGCCACGGGCAAAGGGGUGUGCGGGACACGCCACGGCUCACCCCCCCCAAACACUAAGGGGCAGCAUUAUACAGGGCCAACUAAGUGGAGUGUUUACCCCCUUCCAGACUGUAUCAUUGCUGCAGAUGGUCGGAAGCCAAUAAUAUAUAUAUAUAUAUAUAGGACGAUCACUCACCAUUAUUUGCCAAGUUUCAUAAAACGAUCCAUAGGGGUUAAGGGCCGAGUUAUCAUUUUGCUUUACAGUCAAAAUAAAAGAACGGAAAUUUAAACAAAUACUGGAUUUCUUGCUCGUCCUCCUAAUCCCUGUCUAUAUAGUGGAACCUCGUCUCUUCCACAUAUAUGAUUGGCUAAAUAUGUUUACACAAUAUACCCGGCCCUUUUUCCUCCCCACUCCCUUUAUCUUACUGAUCGUCUGCCUAAUAUGACCGACCAUGCCCAUUCCCAAGUCAGACUCUGUUUACACAAGUAGGACCCCUUUUCACCAUUAAUACCCCGCCUCCUUUUACGUAGGUACUCACUGUAUAUAUAUAUAUAUAUGUGUGCGUGUAGAUAUCAUAUUAUACUUUGUAAAUAGGUCCUGAUUCUUUAAACUCAUUGAUUUAGACAUCAAGUAGAACGGUAGGUUUGGUCGCUAGAUUAGUAUUUCCUUAAAAAAGCCAAAAAGUGUUGCCGGGAAGCGUUUUUUUGAACACAUUUCAUAUAUUCAUAGAAAUAAAGGGAAUAGCUACUAUAAUCACAGCAAAAAUCAUGCCAUACAUCUUAUAAAUUGUAUAAAUAAAACCUACCGG
Spea bombifrons (plains spadefoot toad) is the source of this 1923-nucleotide messenger RNA. RefSeq names its product paired related homeobox 2 (gene PRRX2). Lineage: Eukaryota; Metazoa; Chordata; Amphibia; Anura; Pelobatidae. The transcript has 4 exons. Gene Ontology annotation, molecular function: DNA binding; DNA-binding transcription factor activity, RNA polymerase II-specific. The coding region runs from base 347 to 1096 and encodes 249 amino acids. The record is from RefSeq and is a predicted model, not a curated record. Gene Ontology annotation, biological process: regulation of DNA-templated transcription.